Messenger RNA from Aureobasidium melanogenum CBS 110374, 339 nucleotides. RefSeq lists its product as uncharacterized. Gene Ontology annotation, biological process: mitochondrial respiratory chain complex I assembly. The record is from RefSeq and is a predicted model, not a curated record. The transcript has 3 exons. Lineage: Eukaryota; Fungi; Ascomycota; Dothideomycetes; Dothideales; Saccotheciaceae. The coding region runs from base 1 to 339 and encodes 112 amino acids.
AUGUCGUCUGGUUACGGCUUGACUGGAGGCCCCGGCCGCUGCUUUCCCUUCUGGCAGGAGAUGCUCGCCUGCUACGUCGUCAACACAAACUCCGAGGACGGCUCAGGCAAGAAGAAGUGCGCUCCCAUGCUCGAGGACUACUACGAGUGCCUACACCACCGCAAAGAGGCCGCUCGUGUCCACGCUCUCCAAUCCGCAUACCGCAAGCACCUCGCCGCAAACCCCAGAGACGACGCCCCUUCGGCCGGUCAAAUAAGGAGUCUGGGUCUGAUUGAGGGCUCGCUCGAGGAGAAGGACAUGAAGCCCGCUGCUCUGCUCCCUCACGUCAAGACCAACUAA